Ipomoea triloba (trilobed morning glory) is the source of this 790-nucleotide messenger RNA. Its product is annotated as kunitz trypsin inhibitor 5-like. The transcript has a single exon. Gene Ontology annotation, molecular function: endopeptidase inhibitor activity. Lineage: Eukaryota; Viridiplantae; Streptophyta; Magnoliopsida; Solanales; Convolvulaceae. The record is from RefSeq and is a predicted model, not a curated record. Bases 4 to 594 code for a protein of 196 amino acids.
AUAAUGCAGAAAAUGAAGACAUCAAAAAACCCCAUUUUGCUCUCCUCCCUUCUUCUCUUUUGCAUCUUCAACUUUUCCUUUGCCGCCGACCCGGUGCUGGACACCGCCGGCCAGGCUCUCCUCUCCGGCGUCAAUUAUUACGCCUUAUCUGCAGGGAGCGGCCUCAAGCCAACCAAGGGCGAAAACAACACCUGCCCUUUUCAGGUCGUCCAGACACUCGCCGCCGGCGACAAGGGACUCCCACUCCGGUUUUCGCCGGUGAAUUCCACCGGCGGUGCUGUCCUUGAGAACGCCGACGUGACCGUGGAAUUCGUGGCGUCGGAUCUCACGUCGGGGUGCCCUCAGUCGAGGGUGUGGCUAGUCCAAGACCUUUUCGUGACGACGGGGGGAGAUGGGAAGGGAAACGGAGCGAGCUUAUUCACGAUCGUCAAGUACGAGGAUGCGUACGCGUUUCAGUUCUGUCCGAGAGCCGCAGGUUGCUCCGUCGUGUGCCCCAGGCUUCAGUGUGGAUACAUUGGUGUCCAGGUGGUCGACGGCGUAAGGCGUUUGGCUUUCAACCGUCCGCCAUUGAAGAUUGUAUUCCAAAAGGCUUAGUCUUAGGCUUACAACUAUUAUUAAUGAAUGGUUUGAAAUACUACGUACUGCUUAGUGGCUUUAAUAAGUAUUCAUACUGUAUGGAUUACAUAUUCAUAUCAAUAAAGACUGUAUGAGUAGUUUAUGAUGUUAAUGUUAGUUGGUGAUGGAAAUUAAAAUAUGUUGAAAGUAAUUAUGUACUAUUUGGUGGGCUGUA